UUGCUAGGCCUAGUCCUCAUUCCAGUGGUAUACUACAUCUGGGACCCACACGGGCUCCGGAAAUUCCCCUCGCCAUCCCCCAUCGCCGCCAUCAGCCCUAUCUGGCGCGCCUGGCACAACAUCCAAUUCCAACACUACGCCGCCGUGCACCAAGCCCACCAACGACUGGGCACCCACGUUCGCAUCGCCCCCAAUCACAUCUCCAUCCUCGACCCUCACGCCCCGCAGCAAAUCUACGGCCAUGGCGCCAACAUGCUCAAAGCAGACUGGUACGAUGCAGCCGCAGGCCCGCACCGCAAUCUCGCAGAUACGCGCGAUAAAGCCGAGCAUCAGGCCAAGCGGAAGAUGCUGGCGCAUACCUUUUCCGCGAAGACCAUCGUAGCGUUUGAGCCCUUGCUGCAGGAGAAUGUGCAGAAUCUGCUGAACGUGCUGGAUCGACAUGCAGCGACGGGCCAGAAGGCGAAUAUGCGCCGGCUUCUAAAUUACCUGCUGAUUGAUGUCUUUGGACAACUUCUUUACGGACAUGAGCUCGGCUGUCUUGAUCGCGGGGAUGAUAUACUUGUCGCGGAGUCAAAGGACGACGGCCGGACCUACACGGCCCCUUUCAUCGACUCCCUUCUCGACGUCACCAUCAUCAACAAUCUCCUCGCAAUCUUCUCCCAUGUGGCACCGACUCUCAGCUUGAUCGCCCAGUUCCACCCGUACAAGAAAAGAGGCACAGACUGGGACAAUAUCAUCUACCACCACACGAAGAAGCGAUUCGAAACCCUAACCCCAACCACCACCACCACCACCACCGAGAAUAAUCUAUUCCAGCGCUUGCUCCGCGACACCAAAGGUCAAGACUUGAAUCUGCCCUUUGGAUCCAUCCUAGCCGAGUGUUCAUCCAUGAUGAAUGCCGGCACCGAAACCAUCACAGCGGCCAUGACCAACACAAUCUACCUCAUCUACACCCACCCACCUGUUCGCAAGAAACUCCGCGCCGAGAUCCUUGCCGCCGCUCCGGGGCCCGAUAUCCCAACCUACCCCGUCGUCUCGACGCUGCCUUACCUCCGCGCCUGUAUCGAGGAGUCUCUGCGCGUCCGGCCCCCGAGCUCAUUCGGUCUCCCGCGUGUUGUCCCCAAAGGCGGACGGGAAAUCGGCGGGCAGUUCAUCCCAGAGGAUGUGAUCGUUUCCGUACCCACGUACUCACUUCUCCGUGAUCCCUCCGUGUUCAAAAUGGCAUCUGAAUAUAUCCCCGAUCGCUGGAUGACCCAGGAAGCGGAGGAGAAAAAGCGGAUGAUGAAUAGCCAUCUCCCGUUUAGUACGGGUCCGAGGGCGUGCAUUGGCCGGAAUAUUGCGUAUUUUGAGCAGAUGGUGGUCAUUGCUACAAUUGUCAGGUUCUUUGAUGCGGAGCUGGAAGAGGGGUUUGAGUUGGAGACGCAGGAAAGGUUUAAUUCGAAUCCGGGCGAGUUGCCUAUGAUGAUGAGGAGG
Messenger RNA from Aspergillus sclerotioniger CBS 115572, 1473 nucleotides. Its product is annotated as cytochrome P450. The transcript has a single exon. The record is from RefSeq and is a predicted model, not a curated record. The annotation marks the transcript as partial. Lineage: Eukaryota; Fungi; Ascomycota; Eurotiomycetes; Eurotiales; Aspergillaceae. Gene Ontology annotation, molecular function: heme binding; iron ion binding; oxidoreductase activity, acting on paired donors, with incorporation or reduction of molecular oxygen.